UCGGAGGUGAAGCACACAGCGAGCAGAGUGACAAAGUUCACUUCCAGAGCAUUUUUAUGUUCCAAAGCAUAGUGGCGAUCAUUUGCGGUAUUGGAUCGACGCCAUGGCUCAGUUUCGUCGUGUUUCUGGCUCUGUUGGGUUGAUAACGCUGCAAAAUCCGCCAGUCAACGCACUCAGUGCGGCGGUGAGACGGGAGAUUGUUGACGCAGUGAAGAGAGCAAUCAGUGACUCAGAUGUGAAAGCCGUCGUCAUCUGUGGCCAGAAUGGAAAAUUCUGUGGCGGUGCAGAUAUCAGGGAGUUUGGAAAGGUAAUGUCUGGGCCUUCAAUAAUCGAGAUAAUACAUGCAUUGGAGGCUGGAGAGAAGCCGGUGGUGGCUGCCGUCGAGGGAGUUGCUUUAGGCGGUGGCCUUGAGUUAGCGCUUGGCUGUCAUUAUCGUAUCGCACACAACCAGGCACGAUUGGGGCUUCCAGAGGUGACUUUGGGCCUGCUACCAGCUGCUGGGGGCUCCCAGCGUCUGCCCCGGCUCAUCGGGGUCCCAGCUGCCUUAGAUCUCAUCACCACAGGUCGCCAUGUGACCGCUGCAGAGGCGCUGAAACUCGGAAUCGUGGAUCAGGUUACUGAUCAAAACACUGUGGACACAGCUUUGAAGUUUGCCCUGAGUGUUGUUGGGCAGUCUCUGGCUGGCCGUCGUCUCAGCACCUGUCCGUGCCCAGGUGUCUCAGAUUUGGAAACUUUUUUUGAAGCUGCAAUUCACAAAGUGCGUCAGAGUGCCCAUGGUGCCAUCGCGCCAGUAGCGUGUGUCCAGGCGGUGCGUGCAGCUGCCACCCUGCCGUACACUCAGGGUAUGGCGCGGGAGAAGGAGCUGAUGGCCACACUCUUCACCUCCGGCCAGGCCCGUGCUCUGCAGUACGCUUUCUUUGCCGAGAGAGCUGUUGCUAAGUGGAGUUUGCCCAACGGAGUCCGGUGGGAUUCAAGCGAGCCCUUGCCUGUCCGUAAAGCAGCUGUCAUUGGUCUUGGAACAAUGGGGAGAGGCAUAACUGUGGCCCUGGCUCAGACAGGGUUGCCUGUCAUUGCCGUGGAGACCCAGAAGAAGCAGAUGAUGGAAGCAAAGCAGACGGUGUGGAGCAUGUUGACGCGCGGAGCUCAGAGACGCGGGGUUGCUCCUGCACUCAACCUGGUCAGUUACAGCCAGGACCUCCAAGCUGCAGCACAGGCCGACCUGGUUAUCGAGGCUGUGUUUGAGGACAUGGCCUUAAAGAAGAAGGUCUUCCAGCAGCUGUCAGCUGUAUGUAAACCGAGUGCUAUGCUGUGCACCAAUACUUCGACACUAGACAUAGAUCAACUGGCCUCUCAAACGCGUAACCCAGAGAUGGUUGUAGGCAUGCAUUUCUUUGCCCCAGCCCAUGUCAUGAAGCUUUUGGAGGUGGUCUAUGGCCCACGGUCAUCCCCACGAGUCAUUGCCACAGCCAUGCAAUUAGGUAAGAAAAUGGGUAAAGUAAGUGUGGCUGUUGGCAACUGCUGGGGCUUUGUGGGAAACCGCAUGCUGAAGCCGUACAAGGGGCAGUCUUUAUUCCUGGUAGAGGAGGGUGCUACGCCAGAGUUGGUAGAUCGAGCACUGGAGGAGUUUGGUUUUAGCAUGGGUAUAUUCAGAGUUUCUGACCUCUCUGGGCUGGAUGUGGGCUGGAAAACUAGGAAGGAAGAAGGGCUGACAGGCCCUGCAGUACCAUCUGGGCAGCCAGCUAGAAUCCGGCAAGGCCAAAGGUACAGCCCCUUGAGUGAUUUACUUUGUGAGAAGGGAAGGUUUGGUCAGAAAACAGGCCAAGGCUGGUACCAGUAUGACAAACCCGGUGGUCGAGUUGCCAAGCCGGACCCUUGGCUGCACAGAUUUCUGGAGGAAUAUCGUGCCCAACAUGGCCUGGUGACUCGUCGUAUAGACCACCAAGAAGUAGUGGAGCGCUGCCUCUUUUCUAUGAUCAAUGAAGGUUUUCGUAUCCUGGACGAUGGAAUAGCUUCAGGGCCUGAGGAUAUAGAUGUCAUAUAUGUAUCUGGUUAUGGCUGGCCCAGACACCGUGGUGGUCCUAUGUUCUAUGCCAGCAUGGUGGGUCUGGCUAAGGUUCUAGAGAGGCUGGAUUAUUACCACAAGGCUCACCCUGAUGUACCACACCUGCAGCCCUGCAGCUUACUCAGGAGGCUGGUGGCCAGUGGCAGCCCACCGAUCCACAAGUGGAGGGAUGACAUCAAGAAACUUCGCAGUCAUCUUUAAAUCUCAAAAAAUUCAAGUUCAGCCUGUUGCUAAUCAUUGCAAAUGAUGAUCUCAUACUUUAACAAAGUUAAUUUAUUAUGUGAUGUUGAUUUUGGCGCUUUCUUCAGUACACCUGAAAAGUCAAACUCAAAACAGUUCGAUAAUGAGAGUAUUGAAAUCUACCAAAGUCCAUAACCAUAUUAGAGUGCAGGAGUGAGGGCUGUUACUGUCAUUGAUUUUCUAUAUAUGUGCUUUCUCCAGUCAAGGGUCAUGGGGUGGGGGGACAGAGGUGGGGGGUUGCUGGAACCUAUCACAGCAGUCAUAGGGCAAGAGGUGUGAUACACCCUGGACAGAAUGCCAAGCUAUCCCAGGGUGGUAUUGUUUCACUACCAAAUUAAAAAAAGACACAAGCAUCAGUUUGAGAUUAUAAAGAUAUAAUAA
Thalassophryne amazonica is the source of this 2683-nucleotide messenger RNA. It is a transcript of the gene ehhadh, whose product is annotated as enoyl-CoA, hydratase/3-hydroxyacyl CoA dehydrogenase. The transcript has 7 exons. The record is from RefSeq and is a predicted model, not a curated record. Lineage: Eukaryota; Metazoa; Chordata; Actinopteri; Batrachoidiformes; Batrachoididae. Gene Ontology annotation, cellular component: peroxisome. Gene Ontology annotation, biological process: fatty acid beta-oxidation. Gene Ontology annotation, molecular function: NAD+ binding; (3S)-3-hydroxyacyl-CoA dehydrogenase (NAD+) activity. Bases 104 to 2263 code for a protein of 719 amino acids.